AAGCAUGUUCCCCGAGAAACUACUACCACUGUAUACAGACACAACAUCAUAAAGUAACUGAACGAUGUGAAAGUCCUAUCUGGAUUGAGGGAGGUAACUGUCCCGUUUUCAACAAGACAUUGAAGUCCAUACCAUGCAUAUCCAAAUUAUCAAGUGCGUGCCCAACAGUCAUUUACAAAUCCAAUACAGUGUUUAACUACCCAGCGUGUUUUCCUGAUAAUAGUUUCACAAGAAUUUCUUCAACAACUACCCGAGGUGUUAACCAUGCUGUUCAACAACAGAACACAUCAACAAUCACAACGAGUACACACGACGGGGGAGCUGGUCCGGAGCUCCUGGCGCUAAUCCUUCUCAUCAUUCCUGUGGUUAUUGUUGUUAUCGUUUUCUUACAAAGAAGAGGAUACAUCAAACGAUGGCGACGAAACAUCAACAGAAGACGUCAUCCUGACAAUAUGGCGGAUCAUUCUACAUCACCUUCACCUUGUGAUGCAGGCCACAUGGGAAAUAGGAACAAUGUUGAAAAUGAACGUGACGAAAGAGAAGCGUUGAUAUGUACCAAUGACUCUACUACUCUGUCAGCUGAAGGAUCUGAUAAGAAUGACAUCCAUCGACCGCCUACUGGAGAAAAGCAAAGUACAGGAAGUACAAAAGAAAUUAAUUCAACUUCCAAAGGAUCUGAUACGAAUGCCAUUCAUCGACUGCCUGCUGGUGAAAAACAAAGUUCUGAAAAAACAAAAGAAAUUGAUUCAACCCCUAAAGGACAGCGUGUACACGUGAAUAUGGCGAACUUAUCUUUCAUAGAAAGGAUGGCAAAAUCACUUUCAUCUGGAAAUGUCGUGGUACUAACUGGAGUACCAGGAAGUGGAAAGACUUUUCUCGCCCAGAAAACUGGUAUGUCUGCUUGUCAAAAUAUCACAGGAGCAAAUUUACGGCCCGUGGACUUCAAAUACUUGAACGAAAUAGACAAGGACAAGUCGGAAGACAAGAAACUUUUCCUUAUACUGGAUGAGUAUAUCAAAAGCUGGUUCAAUAAAAACAUUACUGAUGUUUUACUCAAAAAACUCGAAAAUGCAAUAACAGCAGGAAAAGGGGAGACUUCUGCAUUGGUAUGUGUGCCAGCCACUGUGUUAGAUAAUGUUAAAAAGUUCCUAAAGAAGAGUGCUUUGAAAUAUAAAAUUUAUGAUCUAAGCGUAGAUGGGUACACCCAAGAAGACUGGGGAGCAAUAUUCGACAGUCAUAUGCAAAGUAGAAAGGAAUGGCUUAGGGAUAAAAAAUACCAGCAAGAAGACAUCUAUAAAUACAGAGAGGCUUACAUAAAAUGCAAAGCUGGAGAUAUAGGAAAAGCGACAAUACCGUCUCUCCUGUUUGAAAACGCGUUUUACCUAAAGAGUGCUUCAAAAUUAAUCAAGAACCCAUAUGACUUAAUGUUGCAGCGAAUUACUGCUUUAUCCGAAUCGAAUUGCAAACCUGAUGUUGGCCAUUUUGUUGUUCUCGUAAUUCUCAUGUUACACAAUGGAAAAGUAAACAUUGAAGAUAUAAACAAAGGUAAGCUCACUGAAAUAUGUGAAGUUUUCAAAGUGGAGAAUUUUUCAUUGUCUCACGACUUAGAACACGAAGACGUGGAACAAUAUGGUAACAUUGUCUCAAUACGCUGCAGAGAAACAGUUCGUGUCAUAUUCGAUGUUGUUUGGAAGAAGAGAAAAGCUAUUAUCCUCAAAUACUGUGACGAUGAAUUAUUUUUGGAACGUGUCACUUUGCAUGGAGUGGGGAAAGAUGAUCUCCUCGCAAUAAACGAACGGUUUCAGUCGAUGAUAUCAGCUGGGACACCGUGCGUAGGGGAACACAAUAUCUUGGUGGAAUUGCGAUCGAAAUGUUCUACUUUUGAAAAAUAACCGCGUUUUUGACAAAUGAUUUUUGAUAGCUCUUAAUGAGUAUUUUGCGUAGUUGUUCAGUCUGUGAUCAAUAUUUGACAGCGUUACUUAUUUUCAUAGGUCUAUUAAUGUGUGUUUUCAUAUUCCUAUAAUUUAUAUGCAUGCUUGACUGAAAUUCCACUGAGCUAUCGUGGUGGGUUUAUUAGUGUGUGUUUUUAUAUUGCUUACAAAUAUUUGCUGCUCAAAAAGCAAUCUAAUUAAAAUUAGAUCCUUUGAUCCGCUCAUCUACUAUCUUGUGUAGCGAUAGUAGAUGAGCGGAUCAAAGGAUCUAAUUUUAAUUAAAUUGCUCAAAAAGUAAUUGAAAAUAAUGUAUCCUCUGAAACAACAGUGUUUUCAUUGUGUUUGUAUGUUAGAUGGUUGAAUCAGCUACCAAUAAAGUUGUGGUAUUGCAUAA
Molecule: messenger RNA, 2325 nt
Organism: Ostrea edulis (European flat oyster)
Lineage: Eukaryota; Metazoa; Mollusca; Bivalvia; Ostreida; Ostreidae
Exons: 9
Coding region: 453-1892 (479 amino acids)
Source: RefSeq, a predicted model, not a curated record